This is a messenger RNA of Meloidogyne enterolobii, 1168 nucleotides long. Lineage: Eukaryota; Metazoa; Nematoda; Chromadorea; Rhabditida; Meloidogynidae. The record is from the annotation of a GenBank genome assembly.
UUUUAAAAUGAGCACACAAGAUUUAUCUAAAGAACGUGUUUGUCCAAUUUGUCUCCAUCAUUGGAACGAUCCAACUGUUUUGGAUAAUUGUAACCAUAUAUUUUGUUUUGAUUGUAUAAUUGAAUGGACUAGACUUAAACCUGUCUGUCCACUGUGUAAGUGUUCUUUGGAAUUGUUAAAACAUCGCUUAUGGGUUAACGAUGCUGUUUUGCCAAAUUGGGAGUCUGAAGGGCAAAUUGAAAAUAUAAUGGAAUUGCGAAGUGAAUAUGAAUUGGAACGUUUAAUGGAAAAAUCUGCACGUCAACCAGAACAUGAGAGACAAGCAGUUAUUCAUUUGGUUAAACAUAUGCUUGGAGAGUUGUAUACUUUGCGAAAUAUGUCGAUUACUACUUAUGCGAGUGAUACAAUCUUCAAAAAUGCCAUCGAUGCCAUUAACAAAGAGCUUGACGAAUAUAAAAAACUUCUUAUUGCUUUUAACGAUGGAGCUGCAAGGGGUGAAUUAUUCAAAUCGCCAGCCUUUCGGCGUGUUGUUUAUAAAGAGAAUUUAUCGCCUAGUUCGAUUUGCCAGCCUUUGUUUAAUAUUGCAUUGAAUGCGGAUUAUAUAAAGAAUAAUAAGGAUAUUGUAAUGAAACAUAUAACGCCUUUUGUGAUUAGAGAAAUUUGUGCUUUGACUAGAAAGGAUGCUAUUGACAUUCAUGUAUAUAUGGAGAACAUUAUGGAUUAUUUCACAACCAAACUUAAACGGCAACAAAUUGUAUCGUUUCUAAGUCGACGAGGCAUAGAAAAUCCACACCAAUUUCUCAACAAUCUUCUUCAUUUUGCUUCGAGUGGUCAAACUUUGAAAGUUUAUGAUCAAAAUUCGGAAUAUCGUAAUGUUGAUGUUGAAGUUCUUGGUCAAAGUAAUAGUAAUAAUCGACGUUCUCAAAGCAAUCAUCAAAGUCCUGUUUCUAUGGAAAUACCCAAUAACAAUGCUUCACCGUCAAGUAAUUCAAAUUUUGCAAUUGGACUUGAUCCAGAGGACAAUGAUGAUGUUGAAAUUAUUCAAGUGAGUACUAAUAAUCAAAAUAAUCAACGUUCACGUUCGCUCAAUAACUAUUUUGACCCAAAUUCUAUGGAUGUUUCUGACAGUACUUCAGUUGCUUCACCAUGUAUUUAUACGCUAGAUUAA